Durusdinium trenchii is the source of this 818-nucleotide messenger RNA. The record is from the annotation of a GenBank genome assembly. Lineage: Eukaryota; Dinophyceae; Suessiales; Symbiodiniaceae.
CCUUAUUUUUUUGGUGUGUGAUUUGCUCAAGCAGCUGCCCAAUCGCUGAUGUUGGAGCAGGAGGCUGUGAUGAAUGAUGGCCCAGACUUUCUCCCUGACCUCAUGCAGCAGGCGCUUCAGGAGCAUGUAACAGAGGAGAGAAGCUCAAAGGUGGCUUCCCCCGAAACAGAUGUGCCGCGUACAGGGCGUUUCACCUCACGCUUGAGGAAAGCCCCAGCAGCGGCACCAACUUGGCCACAGCAGCGCCCUGGGCGUCUACUGGGUCUGGUGCAUGCCCCGACCGAGUGUGGACAAGCAGCAGGUGAAAUGCCGGCGCUUCGACACUUGGCGCUUCUGGAAGAGGCUGUGCUGAAUGGGACAGAGCUGCCACCAUUGUGCAAGCUCGCAGGUGCUCAGCCACCCAGUGCACCAAAGGCACCGAAGGAGGGGCGGCCGAACGUGCCUCAUGCCCCGCCGACGAGGUCGCAACGCGCGCCGCGGCUGUUAGUCGCUGAUGGUACGUGGGGAAUUCAACCGCCGGACUCCACGCAGCGGCGCCGCCCGGCGGCGCAAGCCGCGCCGCUGGGCGGUGGUCGAUCGCAGCUGCGGGGCGUCGGCCUGGCGCGGCGCGGUGCCGGGGCGGCGCAAACGGCACGCUGGGUGAGCAUGGAGGCCGAACGGCUUCGGGAGCAAGCGCGGCAGCCAAAGCCCUUGGGCCUGAGCUUUGCCACCGCCUUCCUGGUGAACGGAGGGCCAGAAAGGAUGGAACCACUGAGUGCUGGCUUGUGUGCCAUUGCGCCGAUCUCAUGAACUGGCCGGGACUAUGGGGACAUUGUCAC